UGAAUGAUAAAACUGACUGUUUUGAUAUUGAUACACAGGAAAACACAUUAGAGUUGGACAAAGAAAUCACUAAAUUGAAAAAUAAAUUAGCAAGAUUAGAAAAAAGGGAAGCUGAACAAAAAUUUGAUAAUGAUAUAGAAUACAUUGAGAAAUGA
Molecule: messenger RNA, 155 nt
Organism: Entrophospora candida
Lineage: Eukaryota; Fungi; Glomeromycota; Glomeromycetes; Entrophosporales; Entrophosporaceae
Source: the annotation of a GenBank genome assembly